GCCACACGAUUUAAAUGGGACUUGUAAUUGAAAAUAUCUGUACCUCUUGGAAUAUAACAUAACUUUAAAUUGUAAAUCGUUUACGACUGGCAGUUGCCACAUUUUUCCAUAGUUGAUAAUGCUGCUUUUACUGCUGAUUUUCUGUUUCUGCACACAUACAGCUGAAGGGUAUAACUACACGUGCCUCAAAUGUACCGAAUCUCCGAGACCAUAUACGUGUCAGACAAUCCAACACUGCGGCAGUCAUGAGCUUUGCCAUCUCGAAGAAUAUGUCACCACGAUAGGAUCACGGAGGUUCAACCUGGGAUGCAUGGAUGAAAUGGUCUGUGCAAUAUCACAAGUGAUAGGCCGCAAGCGCGCGGAUGCAGGGUGCUCCCAGUGUUGCCAUGGCGACCUCUGCAACGUGAAAGGUUGCGGACAGGAGCUGCAUAUAUCUGAUGGUCCGGUAUGCUAUUCGUGUGACAGUUCUCUGGGUACUGAUGGCUGUGAGAAAGUGCAACAGUGUGGCAGGGACGAGGUGUGUCAGAUCACCGCACAAAUUCAGUUUUCUGGCCUCGGGGAGAAGUUUUAUUCCACAGGAUGUGUUCACAAACAAGAUGCAUCCUGCCAGUUAAGCGGAAAAGGAGGCUGUAGGUACUGCUGUGAUUCCAAUCUCUGUAACGCUGUUGAUCCGUGCUUCUCACGCCUGAACAGCACGAACCCUUCCACGUACACGACCGCCUCCACAACUCCUAACAUAACGUCGACCCAAACUGCUAUCAUUACCAAAACAAAAACUGGGACCAUGACUGCCGCCACAACCCCUUACAUAACGUCCACCAAAUAUUCUACAAUAACAAGUGGAACAACGAUUGCCGCCACAACUACUAAUUCAGCUUCUUUAUCGACAAUAUUGUACAAUGGUCCGUGCAUCGAUGAAAGCCCGGUCGUGUGCGCAUAUGAUACCAUUUGCCGUCAUCAUUCGAUGAGGUGCCCAAAACUCUGUAAGCUGUGUGUGUAGGACUGACGAGCAGAGUUUGUCGAUACAUGACUUGAUUAUCCACCUGCGCCAUGCCGUAUGCUCAAUGUUGUUUGUUUCGUUGUUGUUGUCAAUUCGCUAUGUUAAGUAAACCGUUUGAAAUAAAGCUAAUUGAAAAAUAAA
This is a messenger RNA of Mya arenaria, 1141 nucleotides long. RefSeq lists its product as uncharacterized. The record is from RefSeq and is a predicted model, not a curated record. Bases 119 to 1000 code for a protein of 293 amino acids. NCBI's taxonomy places the organism in Eukaryota, Metazoa, Mollusca, Bivalvia, Myida, Myidae. The transcript is spliced from 9 exons.